Molecule: messenger RNA, 2497 nt
Organism: Amblyraja radiata (thorny skate)
Lineage: Eukaryota; Metazoa; Chordata; Chondrichthyes; Rajiformes; Rajidae
Gene: cetp
Product: cholesteryl ester transfer protein, plasma
Exons: 17
Coding region: 242-1825 (527 amino acids)
Biological process (GO): cholesterol homeostasis; phospholipid homeostasis; triglyceride metabolic process
Cellular component (GO): high-density lipoprotein particle
Molecular function (GO): cholesterol transfer activity; phosphatidylcholine binding; cholesterol binding
Source: RefSeq, a predicted model, not a curated record
GUGGAGGAUUGUGACCAUAGAGCUCUAUGAUCUUUGAUUGUGACUUCUUGUGUAAAAGGUCGGAAGGUGGUUUCUAAAGUACGUGGGGAUCUCUGCGUAGUAUGGGCAGCAAAUACAUCACGCCCUUGCAUUGGGUGGCGAUUGCAGUGUGAGCGAGUGCGGCCAGCGCCUGCUCCAUAUAUAUAACGGCACUGGAGACACCAAGGGCAGCUCUCUGUGUUAAUAACGCCGGCUGCACACCAUGUUCCCAUUGGGGCAGCUCGUCCUCCUGCUCUUCCUGAUGGCCGGCGCCUCCCUCUCUUGUGAGCCGGGCUCGCCGGCUUCAACCACAAACUCCACCGGCAUUAUGUGCAGGUUUACCAAGGACGCUGCCUUAGUCUUUAACCAGGAAACGAGCGAUGUCAUCCAGGCGACAUUCCGGCACGCCUCCUUCCCCGACAUCAAAGGAGAGAAAUCUAUUUUGUUUCUGGGCUCCGUUUCAUACGUAUUGAAAAAUUUGCAGAUAAACAAUAUGUCUGUGGAAAGUAGUGAUGUGGACCUCAGCAAGGAAAAAGGAAUCCUCAUCUCCAUCCAAAAUGUAGCUGCCACCUUCAAAGGAACCAUUAACUAUGCAUACACCAACUGGCUGUUAAAGAUAAAUAAUUCACUGGAUUUUAAAAUUGAGGUCCAGACUGAUGUUGAUCUUGGUCUAACUCUAGCUUACGACAACGGCCGAAUAGCCUUGACCGUCUCGGACUGCGUGCUGAACUUCCACAAGCUAACGCUGCAGCUGCAAAAACAGAGCGAGGUCAACUGGAUUAGGCAACUCUUGACUGACUUUGUUUCUUUCACUUUGAGACAAAUUCUUAAGGGACAGAUCUGUGCAGAAAUCCAUAAAAUGUCAAAUCUACUGUCAGACUUCACUCUGCAGCAAGCUGGAGCAUUCCUAAGCGAUGGGGAGAUUUCCACAAGUAUAGAAUUAACUGGUGAUCCCACGAUUACCUCAGAAUAUGUGGAAUCAUGGCAUAAGGGUAGUGUGUUCUACAAGAACUUUUCAGUUUUCCAGAAGCCCAACGCCAUCCCAUUUGAACGAGUAGAGACCAGAAUGUUUAACCUGUGGGUGUCGGAGCCUGUGAUCAACUCUCUGCUGUACGCAGCCUAUCUGGAGGAUCGGCUCUCUCUGAAGCUGGUGGACGAUGAUUUGCUGAAGGUGUUCGAAGAUGGAGAAUUUAAACAUGAGCUAAACGUCUUACAGCAGGUAUUCCCCGCUGUUCCUAUAAAUGACCUGAUGGUCAAACUCACAGCGCUCCGGCCACCCAGCAUUCUCUUCAAAAGUGUGGGCACCAUUUUGGAGGGAUCAGUAGCUAUAGAGGUUGACGUUGUGCCUGAGAGUAAGGAUUCCUACACAGCACUGUACAUGGAAAUGGACAUUGAAACCACCGUACAGUCAUCUUAUACAAACAGGAAAAUCCACCUGCAGCCCUCUUCAAAUCACUGGAGCAUCAAAACCUUAAGGAAUAAUCCAGCGAUCACCCUGGACAAGACUAUAGCAAAGCGUUAUUUGGAGAAGUUUUUCUCAGCAGGUGGACUGCAAAAGAUCAUCUCUUAUGUGGAGUUUUAUAUAACAGCGCUGCUUGACAAGAAAGGACUACAAUAUUUUAACAUCAGCAACGCAGUGCUGGAACCAAACAAGGGCUACGUGACUGUCGCAACAGACUUCCAGUUUCCACGCCAGCUGCUGGAAAAUUUUCUUCGAAACUUCACAUCGACGAUAAGUUCCUAUUUUCAGAAAGAAAGCGGGAAGACUAAAGGCAACAAUGACGAUUUCUCUAACCUCAACACCUGACCUAGCAACUGAACACUGUAAACCACAAGAUGAAAAGUAUUAAACCAACAACUAAUGGACGUUGAUAUAAUUGAAUGUCAUGGGGCUGUGGUCAGAUUACAUCAUGAGUACUGUACUGCAAUGAGGUAUUGUGCUGGAUUGUGGCCGUUUGGCUGGGGCUUGACCUCCAGACCUUCUGACUGGUAGGCAUAAGUGUUACCAAAACAUUCUGCGGGUGUUGACCUGAACAAUUAUUUGACGUAUAGAAAAUACGAUGCAGAAAUCUCGAAGUCUUUGGAUGAUAUUUAUAAGUGCUUUGUACUUUACAGAGUAACCAAACCUUUGAAGUUUCUUGUCCCAUUUAGCUCGUGUUAAUAAUGGUGAAGGAUGGAAAAUUGUGUCAUGUUAGAAAUCAAGGGAAAGGUUCAAAGAGUGGCACAGUGAAAGUGUUGCUGCCUUGCAGCGCCAGAGCCCUGGGUUCAAUCCUGACUGCGGGCAUUCUCUGUAUGGAGUUUUCACGUUCUCCCUGUGACCCAAGUAAAAGAAAUUGUCCUUCGGGUGCAGGAUAGAACUUGUGUACGGGGCGAUCGUUCAUCGGCGUGGACUCGGUGGGCUGAAGUGCCUGUUUCCACGCUGCAUCUCGAAAACUAAAACUAAAUUUUCUGAUUCAUAUGUGUUAGAAACAGAAAAUAG